AUGGACAUUCUCUACUUCCUUAAGGACCGGGAAGUUUCUGGUGCGGACUUUUUAGAAUUGAAACACGAGAUAAAAGAUCGUAUUAAUCGAAAAUAUGGCCAGUUAUCGUCAGCAAAAGGAUAUCGACUAAGAACCUUUAAUGAAAAAUCCUACAAAACAGUUACCAACGAAGAAGAUAUAUAUUAUACUUACAGCCCUCGUAAUAAAGAUAAUAAUAAAAAUAUGUCCAAUAAAACAGAUAACCAAAACGUAACAACAAAUAUAGCAAACAACGAUAACAAUAUGGAAGAUGUCACUAUAACGACUGCUCAAGAAAUUCCUUCGAACUCUCAACAAAAUAUUAUGUCACAUGACACCAAUGUAAAUGAUCAACCGAUACAAACACCAAUCAACAAUCAAGUAGAAAAUUCUACUUUUAUGGACGAAGAUCAUGUAGCAGCUAGUCCAAACAAAGGAAAAUCAACCGAUAGACAAACAAACCCACCAAAUGAUUUACCUAAUCCGAUUGAAAUCACCAUAAUUAAUGACUUAUUUACACAAUCACCACAAGAUUCCAACAAAGCAUACAAAGGAUUUAUCCCUAGAGAUAGCUUUUUACCAACCCUCACAAAUAAUGACAUAAUCAAUUUACUCAAAUCUGCGUUUAUCAACGACAAUAACGCCUUCAAAUUCGAAGUAAAUGCAGUAUCUACAUAUAGAUAUUUUAGCAUUUUAUUCCGAACACGUGACUCUUUAGACCAUUACAUAGAAAAAAGUCCACCAGAACUAAAAAACAUAAAAAUAUACGAACUUACAAAUAACGCCAUCAAUACAUUAAUUGAACAAAAAUUCAAAAAUUUAGACAGCGCAGUAAUCCAAAUAAUGGAUAUACCAUAUAACUACGACACUAAGAUGUUACUUAAACAUCUAGCCAAUAAAACUAAAAGCGCUAUUAUUGACCAUAAAGAAAUCAAAAAACCACCUAGAAGAUUACCAGGACACAACCGUCAAGGUAAACCUAUCUUUAUCAACCCAGCAUACAAACAGCUAAUAGUAAGAUUCCAAAAAGAAUCUGCAUAUAAUUACUUCAUGCAAGAAGAAUAUUGGAGCUUAGAAAUUGAAAAUUUUAGCGUUAGAAUAUUACCUGGAAAUAAAAACACUCCUAUAUACAAGCAAAGAACCUCUUACUAUCACAAAGUAACUGGGCUACCCCUAAACACCACAUACAAGGAUAUUGAACCAAUUAUAAAAUAUCUCCAUGGACGCACGUGCACAUUCACUCAAACAUCUAAAUAUUCUAUAAUGAAGAACGCCUACAUAUACAUAGAUGAAAAAAAUUUUCCUGAGAAUGCAAAAAGUGCAAUUAGUACCACCUUCAAUGGAUCUCCAAUUUAUAUUUACCCCAGCACAAUAAUAUCCAAAACAUGCAACGUAUGCGGAACAUGUACCCAUACCACUAACAACUGUGAUAACAAAAACUUCACCAUUGAUAGAUAUAACAGAAAAACUUUCACAAAAAGACUUAUUAAAAGAAACGAAGAAAAAAUCACUAUAGAUGAUAAACACAAAACCACGUAUAAUCACGUUAUCGCCCUUAAUGCAAACAAAACACACACGCCUAACGCCAACACACAACAACACAAACCUAGAUCCACACAAACAACACAACAAUAUCGUACACUACAAUCACAAAAUAACCAUAUUCAACACACAUCAUAUAACCCGUCACCUGCUUACCAAAAGCAAACUACGUCAAAACCACAUGAUAACAAUAACCAAAAUUACGAAAACCUAUUAGAAAAAGUUAAACAACUAGAAAAUCAAGUACAUACCCUCACUAAUAGAAUAUCACAAUUAGAAAAUAAAUCUAAACAUUACGAGUCAAAAUUCUCUACUAUUGAAAAUCAAGUUAACAAUAUCGAAACAUCUGUCAAUAAUAUUAAUACAAAACAAGAUAAAUAUGAUGAAAUACUACAAAAACUUACUGAUAAUAUCAGUAAACUUGGCGACACUAUCAACAUUAAAGAAAAGCAUAUUAAACAAUCCAAACGCUCAUCACCGUAUGAUAAAACAUCAUACGAACAAGCAAAGAAAAAACAUUACACAAGAUCAUCUAUCAAAUCUUCUAGCUCUAGAGCUUCAGCUGACGAUAGUGAUAACUUUCCUCAAACUGAAGACGACACUAUAAUGCACCAAGACUUAACAGAAUUAACAGAUAAUGCCGUGGCUGAUGGUAUUAUAGAACCUGACUCAGACUAUACUCAAAACGAAGACGCAGGCAGUACAUCAACAUUCAGUUACAGUAUUUUCGGUCUUGGAUCUCGUAAAUAA
Molecule: messenger RNA, 2310 nt
Organism: Rhizophagus irregularis DAOM 181602=DAOM 197198
Lineage: Eukaryota; Fungi; Glomeromycota; Glomeromycetes; Glomerales; Glomeraceae
Source: RefSeq, a predicted model, not a curated record